This is a messenger RNA of Sordaria macrospora k-hell, 1119 nucleotides long. The record is from RefSeq and is a predicted model, not a curated record. Lineage: Eukaryota; Fungi; Ascomycota; Sordariomycetes; Sordariales; Sordariaceae.
AUGACAAACCCAACCAUCGCCGCCACAAUCGCGGAUGCAAUCCAAAAAGACAAGUCCGAAAUAGCACUCAUAAACAACCACAUCCACUCCAACCCCGAACUUGCCUACCUCGAAUUCACCGCCCACUCCACGCUGGUCCAUUCCCUCCGCCGGCUCGGAUUCUCCGUCACCUCGCCCGCCUAUGGCCUGCCCACCUCUUUCGAGGCCGAGUUUUCCAAUGUUGGCCCUUCUGGUGAACAAGGCCGCCUGGUAAUCUUCAACGCCGAGUACGACGCCCUUCCCGAAAUCGGUCACGCCUGCGGCCAUAACCUCAUUGCGUCCGCUUCUUUGGCUGCCUUCCUUGGUGUUGCCGCCGCUUUGAAAGCCUCCGGUCAGCCAGGCCGUGAUGCUAGCCAACGUCAAGUACCGCGUGUACUUCACCGGCCGGGAGGCGCACGCUUCCAUCUGCCCUGGGCGGGCAUCAACGCCCUCGACGCCGUUUGUUUGUCGUACAACGCUAUUAGCAUGUUGCGGCAGCAGAUUCGGCCUGAAGAGCGGGUACACGGUGUUUUUCGCGAGGCGGGGACAAGGCCGAAUAUCACGCCGGCGGAUUGUUGCGUGGAGUAUUACGUCCGGUCUGUUACCCGGAAGGGGGCGGAGGAUCUGGGCGAGAGGGUACUGAAAUGUUUCGAGGGAGCGGCGUUGGCGACGGGGUGCGAGUGGCGGAAGGAAGAUAUGUCUCCGUAUUACGAUGUGCGACCGUCAAAGGGGCUGUGUAAAGCUUGGAUGGAGGCUAUGAAUUCUUCCCAGAUAGCAGAGGAGACGGAAGGGAAAGGGAAAGGAAAAGUAGCAUGGGAAGACCCCAAGGAUUUCUUCCAGGGAAGCACGGAUAUGGGGAAUGUGUGCUAUGAAUGUCCGGGGUUUCAUGGCGUGUUUGGGAUUGAGACGGAGGAGGGGGCGGCAAAUCAUACCAAGGGGUUCACGGCGGGGGCGGGGACGCAGGAUGCCUUUGAGAAGGCGUUGGAGUGUGGAAGGGCGAUGGCGGAGGUGGGGUGGAGGGUGCUUGUUGAUGAAGGAUUUGCGGCGGAGGUGAGGAGGGAGUGGGAGGGGGAUAUGAAGGAUGCGGAGGAGGGGAGGUAA